UUAUUUAUUACUUGUUCUGCUGCUUUUGUGUGUAUAAAUGGUUAAAAAAAGGUACAUUUCUAUAGACACCUGUGUCUUUUGUUUGUAUUUUCGGCAGCUUUAUACUUUAAUUAAAAUAAAAUGAAAAAUCUGACUGAUAGCCAAGUUUGUGUAGAGAAAAAGGAGCCAUGCAUGUGAUGUAAGGACAGACUGAAAGAUGCUAAAGAGAGACAGAAAUAAAUGCAUAGGAAGUUGAUACAUUUGAACCAAAAUCUGCUGGACUUCAGAGUUUUAAUAAAAAUAAGUCUGUUUAAUUACAACCCAGUGUGCUGCUAAAAGAAAAUCAAGAAAUGAGUGAUUGUAUCUUAUUUAAGAAGAAGAAUCUUGUGUUUAUUUUCAUGUUUGACGUCCCUAAAAAACUAUUUAAGGAGUGCAAGAUGUGUAAUAAUUGUGGUGAAUCAUUGACAUACUUCCCUGUUGUUUUCUUCUUUUCAGUUUCACUGGAGCAGAUUAAAAACCUUCACAAACGAUUCCAGCAGCUGAGUGGGAAUGAAGAGACAAUAAGUAGAGAAAACUUGGACAGCAUACCGGCGCUCGCCAACAACCCAAUCAGAAAGCAGAUUAUUGAAGCGUUCUUUGAUAAAAGGAACCAGCAUCAGGAUGAGGUGGGCUCCUCUCAGGAGAUUUGCUUCGAGCAGUUCCUCAUGGUCAUGUCCCAUUUCCGGCCUCCAACCUUGAAGACGACGGAUGAGGAGAGGGAAGCUAUGAGAAAAGAGAAGCUUCGCUUCCUGUUCAACAUGCAUGACACAGACAAUGACGGCACAAUCACUCUGGUGGAGUACAGGAAGGUAGUGGAGGAGCUUCUGUCAAAGAGCGGCGCCAUCGGACAGGAAGCUGCCAAGGCGAUAGCAGAUGCUGCCAUGUUGGAAGUGGCGAGCACAAACGUCCCCCACAUGGCCCCGGAAGAUUUCUAUGAAGGAAUUACGUUUGAGCAUUUUGAACAGAUUUUAAAAGGGCUUGAAAUGGAGUCCAGGAUGCACAUUCGCUUUUUGGAUGUAGACACUACAACAAUGCGCUGUGGGAAAAAAACCUCUUGAAGUUGUUGUUUUAAAGAAAUGUUUAUGUUGCUGCUGUUUUUAGCAGAACCACUUUCAGCAGAGUCCUUAAAUGGAACGAAACACUUUUUAUUGCACUAAUAUUUUUGGAUGGAUGGAGGGAAAAUAAAUCAUAGACCUAAUAACGUACAUUUUUAUACAAAUUAUUAAGACUGACAAGAGAGUGGAAGUAUUGGGAAGUCAAAGGACAUUUAUUACUAUUAAUAGUUCACUUUGAACUUCUUUUUCAGUUGCAGAAUGUUGUUUGAAAGAAUUGUGAUCUUACAAGUAGCUAGUGUCACAUAUUUCCCAUCUUUUGCCAAAUUCCUAAUAAUUUUAUCAGGUUUCAAACUAACACACUACCUCUCUGCAUUCUCCUGCUUUUUAUACUGCAAAUCUUUAUGUAACCAGCAUGUAAUGUGAAGGAUUCUUGGUACUUUAGUCAAAUAAUUUCACAUGUUCGAUGACAUCAGUGGUGCUCAGUGGCUGCUCUGGCUUUUGAGGGUUCUCUGUUAUUGCUAACAUCCAAAGAGUGAGACUGCAGGCACAUACCAUUCCUCUGCAGCUCCAGAAUAGUUGGAGGUUGAAUUUAUCUUCUCCUCUGAGACUCUUUGUAACUAACUGCUGCUGUUCUGCCUUGAAAAUGCACUAUUUUUAACCGCUAGUGAGUAAAUCAGACACUUUUCCUGAGAUGAAUUAUUAAGACUUUGUACUGAAUUGUAUUAAUGAACAAAAUAAAUUAAGAAAUGAUUAUAAAACAGAUGCAUGUGUAUGAUUUUCUUUUAUGAAAAUAAUAAAUUGCACUAUUUUUUAACUGCUAGUGCGUAAAUCCAACUCUUUUCCUGAGAUUAAUUAUUAAGACUUUGUACUGAAUUGUAUUAAUGAACAAAAUAAAUUAAGAAAUAAUUAUAAAAACAGAUGCAUGUGUAUGGUUUUCCUUUAAAAAAAAUAAUGAAUUGCACUAUUUUUAACCACUAGUGAGUAAACCCAACACUUUUCCUGAGAUUAAUUAUUAAUGAACAAAAUAAAUUAAGAAAUGAUUAUAAAACAGAUGCAUGUGUAUGAUUUUCUUUUAAGAAAAUAAUAAGUUGCACUAUUUUUAACCGGUAGUGAGUAAAUCCAACACUUUUCCUGAGAUUAAUUAUUAAGACUUUGUACUGAAUUGUAUUAAUGAACAAAAUAAAUUAAGAAAUGAUUAUAAAA
This is a messenger RNA of Centropristis striata (black sea bass), 2276 nucleotides long. RefSeq names its product tescalcin a (gene tesca). The coding region runs from base 330 to 1076 and encodes 248 amino acids. NCBI's taxonomy places the organism in Eukaryota, Metazoa, Chordata, Actinopteri, Perciformes, Serranidae. The transcript has 7 exons. The record is from RefSeq and is a predicted model, not a curated record. Gene Ontology annotation, molecular function: calcium ion binding.